Messenger RNA from Gastrolobium bilobum, 942 nucleotides. RefSeq names its product peroxidase P7-like. The transcript has 4 exons. Lineage: Eukaryota; Viridiplantae; Streptophyta; Magnoliopsida; Fabales; Fabaceae. The record is from RefSeq and is a predicted model, not a curated record. Gene Ontology annotation, molecular function: peroxidase activity; heme binding. Gene Ontology annotation, biological process: hydrogen peroxide catabolic process; response to oxidative stress. Bases 1 to 942 code for a protein of 313 amino acids.
AUGAUUAUAUCCUUGAAUGUAGGGCUGUUCAAAAUUUUCGUCUGUUCUACCAAUGCACAACUUUCUACCAAUUUCUAUGGCAAAACUUGUCCUAACCUUCAAACCAUUGUGCGCAAUGCAAUGAGGCAAGCUCUCAAUAAAGAAGCCCGUAUGGGGGCCUCUAUACUUCGCUUGUUCUUCCAUGACUGCUUCGUAAAUGGCUGUGAUGGGUCAGUGUUGUUGGAUGACAGUGCCACCUUUGUAGGUGAGAAAAAUGCAGCACCUAACCAAAAUUCAGCAAGGGGUUUCGAAGUGAUUGAUACCAUUAAAACCAAUGUCGAAGCUGCUUGCAAAGAUACAGUGUCUUGUGCAGAUAUACUAGCACUCGCAGCAAGAGAUGGAAUAGCUCUGCUUGGAGGACCCUCAUAUGCAGUACCUCUUGGCAGAAGAGAUGCAAGAACUGCAAGCCAAACUGCAGCCAACAACCAAAUCCCUUCACCAUUCUCAGACCUUUCCACCCUCACCUCCAUGUUCGCCGCCAAAGGUUUAAGUGCACGUGACGUCACAGUGCUCUCUGGUGCCCACACCAUAGGUCAAACAGAGUGCCAGUUUUUCAGAACUCGCAUAUACAAUGAGACCAACAUUGACACCAACUUUGCCACCUCAAGAAAGGGCAAUUGCCCCCCCUCUGGUGGGGACACCAAUUUGGCACCUCUUGAUUCACUCACUCCAACUCGUUUUGACAACAAUUACUACAGAGACCUUGUGGCUAAACGUGGCCUUCUUCACUCAGACCAAGUUCUUUUCAAUGGUGGGUCUCAAGAUACUUUGGUUAGGACUUAUAGUACCAAUAGUGUUGCUUUCUUCAGAGACUUUGCUGCUUCUAUGGUGAAGUUGAGUAGUAUUAGUCCUCUCACUGGGACUAAUGGUGAAAUCAGAAAGAAUUGCAGGGUUGUGAACUAA